Molecule: messenger RNA, 3103 nt
Organism: Momordica charantia (bitter melon)
Lineage: Eukaryota; Viridiplantae; Streptophyta; Magnoliopsida; Cucurbitales; Cucurbitaceae
Source: RefSeq, a predicted model, not a curated record
AAUAGAAUAUGCAGGACGGAAUAUUGGGUUUUCACCCAGUUUAAAGAAUGAGGAGAUUCUCCGUGAUAGAUUAAUGGCAGUCUCAAUUCCCAACUAUCUUUUUCACUUCACGUUCUCUCUGCCUCUUUCUAUUUCGUCGCGCAUUGCCUGAAAAGCCAGCGCCCCUUUUCAUCUUUUGCUUUCUUUUAAUCGCUUUCUCCCUCUGUUUUGCUUUUUACGUUACCUCUGAUUCUUGCACACCACGCUGCUCGAAAGGAAGCGAAGUUUGACUCUCUCUCUCUCUGUUUCUUAUAAAUAUAUACAGCUCCAGAAGUCGAGGACUCACUUCAUCUUGCACAGAAUCAUGGGAACAUCCCAAAAAGCUUUUUGAAUCAUGGGUUCCUUUGAUUACUCAAUGCACAGCUUCACUAAUUUGUUCUUUGAAGACCCUUCUUCCCAUGGCCAUGGGCGCUCUGCUGCUCACUUUCUCCUUGAACCCAAUUUAGCGCAUGGCCUAUCUGGUCUGGCUCACCUGGUAUUGUUGCUUGUUAUUUGCUUAUUGUGGGUGUGCUUGAAGUUGAAGGCAGGUAGUGGGGAGUGUCAAAGACAGACGAGGUGUUUGUACUAUAAGGGAACGUUCAUAUGCUGCCUUCUUAUCUCUGUUUUCAAUCUUGUUUUCUUCUCUCUUGACUGCUUUUACUGGUACAGAAAUGGGUGGUCUGAGGAAAAUCUGGUGUCCCUUUUGGAUUUUGCGCUGAAAACACUUGCAUGGGGCAUUGUUUCGUCUUACUUCCACUGUCAAGUUCGCAAAUCUGGAAAAUUAAAGUUUUCAAUUCAUUUGAGAGUCUGGUGGGUUUCUUACCUUGCUGUUUCUUGUUACUGCCUUGUUGUGGACUCAGUUCUCUAUAGACAAACCCAUUCCUUGCCUGUUAGAUUCUUGGUUUCUGAUGUUAUGUCGGUCGUCUCUGGUUUGUUGACCAUAUAUUUUGGGUUCUUUGGGAAGAGCGUGAGUGAAAAUAACACUCUUGAAGAACACCUUUUAAAUGGUGAAACAAGAUCUACUGCUCUCAGUAAUGGCAGCCUCGAGCCGAAGAAGUGCAGAGGAGAUGAAACUGUGACCCCUUACGAUACUGCUGGAAUUUUCAGUAUCCUUUCAUUCUCUUGGAUCGGUCCUCUGAUUGCAACUGGAAAUAAGAUGGCAUUAGACCUUGAGGAUAUUCCUCAACUUGCAAGUCGGGAUGCCGUUUCCGGGACCUUUCAGGUUCUCAGAAACAAACUUGAGUCAGAGUGUGGAACAAUCAACAGAGUCACUACCCUUUCUCUAGUCAAGGGAUGGGAGAUGAAGUUUCUAUCUAAGAUAUCAGAACUUAGGAAUAUUGAGGCAGGAUGGUUGAAGAAGUUUCUUUAUACAAUGUCGGUGACCACGUUCGUCUUUUGGGGUGCUCCGACAUUUGUGUCUGUCGUUUCUUUCGGGACUUGUAUUCUUGUGGGGAUCCCAUUAGAAUCAGGCAAAGUCUUAUCUGCACUUGCAACAUUUAGGAUUCUUCAAGAAACAAUUAACAAUCUUCCUGACACAAUCUCAAUGGUGGUUCAAACCAAGGUUUCACUUGAUAGAAUAGUGUCAUUCCUUCGUCUCGAUGACUUGCAGUCUGAUAUUAUAGAGAGGCUUCCAACGGGUAGUUCUCCGACAGCAGUUGAGAUUGUUAAUGGGAACUUUUCUUGGGAUUCAUCUUCUUCGAACCCCACACUGCGAGAUAUCAAUAUCAAAGUGGAACAUGGCAUGAGAGUUGCUGUUUGUGGUACGGUAGGCUCAGGCAAGUCUAGCUUGCUAUCUUGCAUCCUGGGAGAGGUACCUAAAAUAUCCGGGAACCUGAGGGUGUGUGGUGCUAAGGCCUAUGUUGCUCAGUCGCCAUGGAUACAGAGUGGAAAGAUUGAAGAGAACAUACUUUUUAGCAAAGAGAUGGACAGAGAAAGGUACAAAAAAGUUCUUGAAGCAUGUUGCCUAGAAAAGGACCUUGAAGUUCUUGCAUUCGGCGAUCAGACGGUAAUAGGAGAAAGAGGAAUCAAUUUAAGUGGUGGACAGAAGCAAAGAAUUCAAAUAGCCCGUGCCUUAUACCAAGAUGCCGAUAUCUACUUGUUUGAUGAUCCUUUUAGUGCAGUUGAUGCUCACACAGGUUCUCACCUCUUCAAGGAAUGUUUGCUUGGUCUUUUAAGUUCUAAAACAGUUAUUUAUGUAACUCAUCAAGUAGAAUUUUUACCAGCUGCUGAUAUCAUCUUGGUCAUGAAAGAUGGAAGAAUCGCUCAAGCUGGAAAGUACAACGAAAUUCUCAGUUCUGGAACUGACUUUAUGGCACUUGUUGGUGCACAUGAGGAAGCUUUAUCAGCCAUUAUUUCUGUGCAAGGAGACGCAUCUGAAAAAUCUGCUAGCAAGGAAGAUGGGUCUAUGCCAAGUACUAAUGGCAUUGCAAAUGAAGAAGAUAAAACAGAUAUACAAGAUGGGAAAGUAGUUGAUGCCAAUAAGUGGAAAGUUAGUGAGAAUGGAGAGAACUGGAGCAUGGGUCAGAGGCAGCUCGUUUGCCUCGGUCGCGUGCUGCUCAAGAAGAGUAAGGUGCUGGUCCUUGACGAAGCCACUGCAUCGGUCGAUACUGCUACAGAUAAUUUGAUUCAACAGACUCUCCGAGAACAUUUCUCUAACUGCACAGUCAUUACCAUAGCACAUCGCAUCACUUCUGUCCUUGGCAGUGACAUGGUUUUGCUUCUAAGUCACGGACUCAUUGAGGAGUAUGAUACUCCCACGAGAUUGUUAGAAGACAAGUCAUCCUCAUUUUCUCAGCUAGUUGCAGAGUACACACAGAGGUCGAGUUCUCGAUGAAAACCAAGGCGGAUUACUGAAUCAUAUACCUUACCGAUGAACCGGUUGUCGAUGAUGGUGAAAACGGAAGAUCUUCUGAAGAUCUUGGUUUGGAAUCUUAGAUUAGGUACUAGAAUAACAUAUAAAGUUAAAUAUGUGUUAGCUUUUACUUCUCGAUUAGUUUGUACUAGCUUUUCUGCUUUUAUGUGUGUGAAUUACAAAAGACUUUGAACUGCAUGAAUUACUUCAGUUAAUAUUGUUUUCCUAAAGAUA